Molecule: messenger RNA, 918 nt
Organism: Phytophthora infestans T30-4
Lineage: Eukaryota; Oomycota; Peronosporomycetes; Peronosporales; Peronosporaceae
Exons: 5
Coding region: 1-918 (305 amino acids)
Source: RefSeq, a predicted model, not a curated record
AUGAAACCGACGGAAGUCGUGGACAACUUUGGCGAUGAGUGCAUCGACAGGCGAGCUUGCAUUGUUACGGACAUCUGGGUUUUUCGCAGAGAUGCGUGCAGAAUGUCCAUCGCAGAGUUACCAUUAGCAGCAAUGCGGCGAGUUUUGGGGCCUAAAGCAUGGACCACGCCCUCAAUCCGAGACUACUACAAUUGUGGUACGAUUGAUAAACGACUGGCAGGGAUGCUUUUGUCUCCACGCGGGGUGGAGCAUACAGAAAAUUGCCUUGCACCACCGCGGAUUGCGAUCGCAGACUGUUCCGUCGCAGGUACGUUCGGCGAAAUUGACGCGAUCGCACUGAUCGAACGCCAAGCGGUCGGCCUCGUGCAAACACGCAGAAUCGUCAAAGUGGUCUACGGCGGGCCUGGUAACGUUUUGCAGAGCCGCUUGAUCUCGUGGGACAACCGUCAUGCAAUAAUUGCGAGUAGCGUUCCAAGUGUCCGCACAUGUAAUGACUUUCGAGUGGUUCUCGCAGGCCCAAUGGCGCCGGAGCAAGAAUUGGUGGUCGCCAAGCAACACGAAUGUAAUGACGCACGCGUACAUGCGCUUCAAAUGUUAUUGCGUCGCAUUAACCCGCUGAACAAAGACAUUGACGAGAACUUCGAGUUUGAUAACGUGGCCCAGUCUCGAGAUUUUUUCUGCACAAGGAUCGGCAAGAAUGAAGACAACGCUGGCCUCGUUGCGCGUGCGCGAGCGAGACAGCAAACAGUUGCAGCCUCUUCCGACAUUAACACAGUGGAUGUUAACGAGGAUGCAUGCCUCUCACGCGCACUAGAUGUAAUCAUGGGCCACUUAACGUAUGUUGCGCGCCGAUCAACGUCUAUCCUCCAGCACAACGAUCCCUACUACCUGGAGCGCACGUCGUGUUGCAUUCCUUGA